Messenger RNA from Pestalotiopsis fici W106-1, 687 nucleotides. RefSeq lists its product as uncharacterized. The coding region runs from base 1 to 687 and encodes 228 amino acids. The transcript has a single exon. Lineage: Eukaryota; Fungi; Ascomycota; Sordariomycetes; Amphisphaeriales; Sporocadaceae. The record is from RefSeq and is a predicted model, not a curated record.
AUGGGCUCUCUACCAGUACGCUUCCCAGCAUCCGAGGAAAGAAUCUUUAUGCUGGAUCUGGCUCAUGGCUCGAAAGAGACGUUGGUUGAUGAUAGCGACUGGGCAAGUUCCUAUGAUUCCACGACCAUUAACGAGUCCGACGACGAUGAGUUUUUCACGGGCAAAGACGUCCAGGUUUCGUUUCACAAAGAGACGGUCAUGAAGAAGGAUGGUCGUAUGAAGAGUCUCUUGACCAUGGCACUGGCAGGUAAGAAUAAUGUCCCUACAGGUGAGAAUGAGGCUGCCCCCUUGAUAAAGACGCCUGCGAAGAAAAUCGUCUCAAAGCCAAGGAAAGUCCGUUUCAGCGAGGAUCUACCAAGGCCUGACAAUGGCCCCGAGGGCGGCAAAAAAGCUGUUCCAUCUCCCAAUGAAAUUGCCUCGAGGCCGAGGAAUUUCCAAUCCAGCAGAGAGUCUGCAAAGCCCGACGAUUCCAAGAAAUGCUAUGAGCAUUCCAAUCUUCAGCCGCUCGGGUUUGUGGAUGACAAGACAUGUAUCUACGAGAAGACGCCACGCUGUUUGGGUCUCAGCAAGGUGCAUCAUAGCAGAUGUCUUUGCGACAAGAGGUUCGUGGCCCCGUGUGCCACCAGGUUGCGUGAAAACAAGAGUUGGUAUGAUUUGAUUGAACAGUUCGGAGGGACGACUUUCUGA